This is a messenger RNA of Trifolium pratense (red clover), 8515 nucleotides long. RefSeq lists its product as uncharacterized. Lineage: Eukaryota; Viridiplantae; Streptophyta; Magnoliopsida; Fabales; Fabaceae. The transcript has 13 exons. Bases 554 to 8266 code for a protein of 2570 amino acids. Gene Ontology annotation, molecular function: ADP binding. The record is from RefSeq and is a predicted model, not a curated record.
AAAGAAGAAAAAAAAAUUAUAGUCAAGAAAUGUAACCGCAUAUACUAAGAGAUUUGCUUCAGGUUAAUUUGGUGCUCAUUCUGUUCAUUGCAAAGGUUGGAGUUGAAAAAAAAAACAAAAAGUGGUUACUUACAGAUCAUUUAGCUUUUACGUUUAGAGUUCAAUUUAAAUCAUCAGUCUUGUAGAACGCACCAUCCGUUCAUUCAUAUCCAGAUCCAAACAACCGUAGAGCUGCUCACUACCACCGUCUCUGCGUCUCAGAACUUGUCACCACCACCGACCCAGAAACCACCGUCUCAGAACCACCAUCUUCUCACUACCACCGUCUUCUCACACCACCGACGAACUCAGAACUCGACAAUUUCAUCGUUCCUGUUGUCAUUUCACCGUUCCGACGAACUCGCCGUCUCCAUUGUUCAAUCUUCGCACCAACUUUCCGACGAACCUUCCAUUGUUAAACCCUAAAUCCCAAAUAUAAGGAUUUGUUACUGUUGUUGAAGGCUUGAAGGAGACUGACUCAAGCCACAAAGACAAGGAGAAGAAAAGAGAAUCAAUGGAAAUUCUGGUUUCUGUUGUUGAAAAAGUUGCAGAUUCAAUCUUUGUGCCUAUUGGACGUCAAGCAAGUUACGUGAUAUUCUAUAAAGGAAAUUUCAAGAAGUUAGCAGCUCAUGUUGUACGCCUUGAGGCUGAACGAGAAAGAAUGGUCCAUUCGAUUGAAGAAGAAAGGGGAAAUGGUAAAGAAAUCGAAAGAGACGUUGUGAAUUGGUUGGAGAAAGUAAAUGAGGUCAUUGAAAAAGCAAAUCAACUUCAAAAAGAUCCUCGUCGUUCCAAUGCUAGGUGCUCAACAUGGCAGUUCCCGAAUUUGAUUUUACGACAUCAACUAAGUAGGAAAGCCACAAAAAUUGUAAUAGAUGUCGUUCAAGUUCAAGGAAAAGGGAUGUUUGAUCGAGUUGGUUACCUUCCCAUCCUAGAUGGAGUAGCCUCCUCCUCUGCAAAAGGUGGUGAAAAUUAUGAGACAAGAGAGUUACUUAAGGAGGAUAUUGUGAAGGCUCUGGAAGACCUUAAUUCAUGUAUUAUUGGUGUCUAUGGGUUGGGUGGGGUGGGUAAGACCACUCUAGUGGAGGAAGUUGCUCAAAUAUCCAAGCAACGCAAAUUGUUUGAUAAAGUGGUUAAAACACAUGUAUCCAAAAAUGCCGACUUUAAAACAAUUCAAGGGGAGAUUGCAGACUCGUUGGGUUUGCGAUUUGAUGAGGAGACAAUUUAUGGAAGAGCAAAUCGCCUAAGACAAAGAAUCAUGAUGGAGAAAAGUAUCCUUGUCAUUCUAGAUAAUAUAUGGACCAUGCUUGAUUUAAAGAAAAUAGGAAUCCCAUUUGGUAAUGAACAUAAUGGUUGCAAAUUAUUGAUGACAUGUAGAAAUCAAGAUGUGUUGCUGCAAAUGGAUGUUCCAAAGAAUUUCACUUUCAAACUUGAACUUAUGAGUGAAAAUGAGACAUGGAGUUUGUUUCAAUUUAUGGCUGGUGAUGUGGUUAAAGAUAGCAAUUUGACAGAUGUAGCAAUUCAAAUUGCCCAAAAAUGUGAAGGUUUGCCUCUUAGGAUAGUGACAGUAGCGCGUGCAAUGAGAAAUAAGAAGGAUGUUCAAUUUUGGAAAUAUGCAUUACGGAAAUUACAAAGUAAUGAUGGUAUAGAGAUGGAUGCACUAACUUAUUCUGCUCUGGAAUUAAGUUAUGACUUUUUGGAGAGUGAUGAAAUAAGGGAUCUCUUCUUACUUUUUGCAUUACUCUCUGAUAAUGAUGUUGAGUACUUCCUGAAACUUGCAAUAGGUUUGAACAUAUUAAAGCAUAUUAAUACCAUGGAUGAUGCAAGAACCAGACUUUACACAAUAAUCAAAUCUUUGGAGGCGACUUGUCUGCUUGAAGUUAAGACAGGCGGACAUAUCCAAAUGCAUGACUUUGUUCGAGAUUUUGCUACCUCUAUAGCACGUAGGGACAAACAUGUAUUUCUAAUAAAACAACCAAAUGACGACUGGCCAACCAAGGAUUCUUUAAAAAGGUGCACACAGAUCUUUCUAGAUAGGUUUCCUAUCCACAUGCUUCCUCAAACGUUUGAUUGUCCAAACAUCAAGUUAUUCUGUUUGGUAAGUGUGUACUGUUCUUUAGAAAUCCCCGAUAAUUUUUUUGAGGGUAUGGGAAGCCUUGCAGUGGUAGAUUUAACGGCCUUGAACUUGUCUUCAUUACCCACUUCUUUUCAGUUCCUAACAGACCUUCAAACGCUGUGUUUGGAGUCUUGUAUUUUGGAAAAUAUGGAUGCUAUAGAAGGUUUGAAAAAUUUAAAAAUUCUUAGCCUCCGGAAAUCUUCGAUGAUCAAGUUGCCAAGAGUAAUAGGACAAUUGACUCAAUUAAGAAUGCUUGAUUUGAGCGAUUCAGGAAUAGAAGUAGUCCCAUCCAACAUCAUAUCCAACUUGACUAAAUUGGAGGAGUUGUACAUGGGUAAUACCUCUAUUAAUUGGGAAGAUGUAAAUUCAAUAGUUCAAACUGAAAAUGCAAGCAUUAGUGAGCUUCAGAAACUACCCAACUUGACUGCUCUAGAAUUGCAGAUUCGCGAAACUUGGAUGUUGCCAAGGGACUUGCAAUUGAUGUUUGAGAAGCUGGAAAAAUAUAAAAUAGCUAUUGGAAAUGUAUGGGAAUGGUCUGACAUUAAAGAUGGAACUUCAAAAACAUUGAUGCUCAAACUUGGUACCAAUAUACAUUUGGAGCAUGCAAUUAAAGCAUUGAUUAGAAGUGUUGAGAAGUUGUACUUGGAUGAUGUAGAUGGAAUUCAAAAUGUGCUUUAUCAGCUAAAUGGAGAAGGAUUUCCAUUACUGAAAUAUCUCCAUGUCCAAAAUAAUGCAAACAUGAAGCACAUUGUUGACUGGAAAGAGAGAAAUCGAAUCCAUGUGUCGUUUCCCAUCUUGGAAACUCUAGUACUUCACAAUCUUAAAAACUUGGAGCAUAUAUGUCAUGGUCCACUUUCAAUUACUUCUUUUGGAAGUCUUAGUGUUAUCAAAGUCAAAAAUUGCAUCCAGUUAAAAUAUAUUUUUUCCUCUACAAUGGUUAAAGGACUUUCUUCCCUUUCUGAGAUUGAUGUUUGUCGGUGUGAUUCUAUGAAAGAGAUAGUGCUCGAAGACAACAGAUUAAGUGCAAAUAAUGAAAAGAUUGAGUUUCUUCAAUUGCGUUCUUUGACUUUAGAACAUUUGGAGAUGCUUGAUAAUUUCUUCUCUUAUUAUUCGACGGAUUCUUCACCAUUUUUCAAUGCUCUGGUUGCAUUUCCUAAUUUGGAUAACCUUAAAUUGAGCUCACUCAAUUUGAAUAAUAUUUGGAAUGACAAUCUUCAUUCAAUGCACAACUUGACUAGCUUGAUUGUGGAUAAUUGUGAUGGGUUGAAGUACUUAUUUUCAUCUAGCGUGGUUGGAAGUUUUAAGAACCUCAAACACCUAGAAAUAAGUAAUUGUGCGAUGAUGGAGGAGAUUAUAGCUAAAGAACAGGGAAACAAUGCAUCAAAAGAGGUACAUUUUUUGAAAUUAGAAAAAAUCAUAUUGAAGGACAUGGACAACUUGAAGUCAAUAUGGCACUGCCAAUUUGAAACAUUGAAGAUGUUGCAAGUGAACAAUUGUAACAAAAUUGUGGUGGUUUUUCCUUCUUCAUUGCAGAAAACUUAUAAUAAGUUAGAGAUGUUAGAGAUCACAGAUUGCAGUUUAGUGGAAGAAAUAUUUGAAUUGAAUUUUAAUGGAAGUAGCAGUGUAGAAGAUACAACACAUUUGAAAGAAGUUACUAUCGAUGGAUUGCACAAGCUGAAAAAGAUAUGGAGUGGUGAUCCUCAAGGAAUUCUUAGUUUUCAAAAUCUAAUAAAUGUAAAACUAAAUAAUUGUGAAGGUUUGGAGUAUCUAUUACCACUUUCCGUAGCCACCCGUUGCUCACAUCUCAAGGAACUUCAUAUAAAAUUUUGUGGAAACAUGAAGGAAAUUGUUGCAGAGGAGAAAGAAUCUAGCAGCGUGAAUGCAGCUCCAUUAUUUGAGUUUAAUCAACUGAGUACUUUAUUGCUUUGGCACUUGGGUAAACUCAAGGGUUUCUAUGCUAAAAAUCAUGCCCUAGCAUGUCCAUCUUUGAAGGAAAUUGAUGUUGUCAAUUGUGAAAAAUUGAAUUUGUACAGACCUUUAUAUAAAAGACGCUCCAAUUUUCAAGAGGACAAACUCUUUGUAUCAAUGCAACAACCACCUUUCAUUGUCGAAGAGGUGAUUCCAAAUUUAGAGAAGUUGAGAAUAGAUCACAAGGAUGCUAACAUAAUAUUGCAAGCCCAAAACUCAAGUGGCUUAUUCACAAAACUCACAUUUCUUGGUUUGUCUGCUUAUAAGAAUGAAGAUACAUUUCCUUAUUGGUUUCUUCAAAAUGUGCGUAGUCUUGAAGCACUAGUUGUUGAAAGGAGCUGCUUCAAGAAGAUAUUUCAAGAUGAAGGAAGAAUGAGUGAGAAGACUCACACACAAAUCAAAAGGUUGACAUUGAGUGCAUUACCUAACCUUGAACAUAUUUGUGAGGAAGGAUCCCAAAUUGACCCGGUUCUUGAGUUCCUUCAAAUCUUAUUUGUUAAGGAGUGUUCUAGUUUGAUAAAUUUGUUGCCCUACUCUGCCACCUUCAGUCAUCUGGAAUAUAUGGAGAUAACAUGUUGCAAUGGGUUAAAAAAAUUAUUGACAUCUCCAACGACACAAAGUUUGGACAAACUUUCAACACUUAAGGUAAAAGAAUGUAAUUCACUUGAAGAAAUAAUUACCGGAGAGGAAAAUAUUCACAUUACAUUUAUUAGUUUACAAAUAUUGAUGUUGGAAAGUUUGCCUAACCUCAAACAAUUUUGCUCUAGUAAGUGCUUCUUCAAGUUUCCGUUGUUGGAAGUAGUAAUUGUGAAAGAAUGUCCUCGCAUGGAGGUUUUUUCUGAGGGAUAUAUAAGUACACCAAAUCUUCGAAAAGUUAAAAUUGCAGAAAAUGAUGAAGAAUGGUUUUGGAACGGAAACAUAAAUGACACAAUAACCAGCAUGUUUGAAGAUAAGGUGACAUUUGGUAGUUUCAAACAUUUAAAACUAUCUGAACAUCCUGAGUUAAAAGAAUUAUGGUGUGGUCAACUUCAGUUGCAUAAUGCAUUUAGGAGUUUGAAGUAUCUUGUGGUUCAUAAAUGUGAUUUUUUAUCCGAGGCACUCUUUCGACCAAAUUUACUAGAAGUCCUAAGGAACUUGGAAGAAUUAGAUGUCAAAGAUUGUAAUUCAUUACAAGCAGUUUUUGAUUUCGAAGGUGAAUUUGGAAAAGAAAUUGAUCUUGUGAAGAAUUCUACUCAAUUGAAGAAAUUAAAAUUAUCUAAUCUUCCAAAAUUGAAGCAUGUAUGGAAGGAGGAUCCACAUACCACUAUGAGAUUUCAGAGUUUAAGUGAAGUGUUUGUUGAGGAAUGCAAAAGCUUGUUAAGAAUAUUUCCACUUUCAGUAGCUAGAGAUAUGAUGAAACUUCAAAUUCUUGAGUUACGUGAUUGUGGUAUUGAAGAAAUUGUUGGAAAGGAUGAAAUAACAGAGGUGGUGGAGAUAGUUAAAUUUGUGUAUCCUCAUUUAACAUUCAUUAUACUUACUGAUUUGACUAAACUUAAGGCAUUCUUUUUGGGAGUCCAUUCUCUUGAAUGUAAAUCAUUGAAAAUGAUUGACAUGUUCGGAUGUCCAAAAUUAUAUCUAUUUAAGAUAGAGCCUUUUAGACAGCAAGAAAAUGCCAUAAAUGAUGAGCUCAAUAUCUCAACACAUCAACCUCUUUUCGUGAUUGAAGAGGUAUUCAAUAUGGAGAAAGUGAACAUGAAUAUUAAAUAUUUUGACAUGAUAUUGCAUAGCAAAUAUUCAGAGGUUCAAUUCAACAAAGCCAACCUCAUUGGUGUGAGCGAAUUCUACAAUGAUGAAGAAGCUAUUUUUCCAUAUUGGUUCUUGAAAAAUGUUCCUAAUUUACAAACCAUUUUAGUCCAAUGGUGUUCCUUCAAGGAGAUAUUUCAAGGUGAACAAUUGGUAAGUAAAGAAAAGAAAAAUGAAAUUAUCCCGAGACUCAAAGAGUUGAAAUUAUGGUACCUGAACAAGCUUCAAUGUAUAUGGAAUGAAAGAUUUGAAAUGGACCCUGUUCUACAUUUUCUUGAAAGAAUGAUUGUUGCUCAGUGUUCCAGUUUGAUAAAGUUGGUUCCAUCCUCUGCUACCUUUAAAAACAUGACCUAUUUGGAGGUGGCAAACUGCAAUGGAUUGAUAAAUUUGAUUACAUACACAACAGCAAAGAGUCUAGUCAAACUCACAACAAUGAAAAUUGCAAUGUGUGAUUCGAUUGAGGAUAUAGUGAACGGUGAAGAAGAUGAGACAAAUGAGAUUGUAUUUUGCAGUUUACAAUCUCUCGAACUAAUUUCUUUACCACGGCUUUGUCGAUUUUGCUCAUGUCCAUUCCCCAUUAUGUUUCCGUUGCUCGAAGUUGUAGUUGUCACAGAAUGUCCUCGAAUGGAACAUUUUUCAUUGGGAGUGACUGACACACCAAAUCUUCAAAAUAUACAAAUCGAAGAAAAUGAUGAAGAAAAUCGUUGGGUGGGUGACCUCAACGGAACAGUUAAGAAGUUGUUUGAUGAUAAGGUUGCAUUUCGUAAACUCAAAUAUUUAGCCUUAUCCGACUACCCUGAGCUAAAAAGUUUGUGGUAUGGCCAACUUGAAAAAGAUGUGUUUUGCAAUUUGAAACAUCUAGUGGUGCAAAGAUGUGAUUUUUUAACACAUGUACUUUUUCCGUCAAAUGUAAUGCAAGUUCUACAUGGAUUGGAAGAACUAGAAGUAAGAAAUUGUGAUUCAUUAGAAGCAGUGUUUGAUGUGAAAGGUAUGAAGUCUAAAGACAUGUUGAUAAAACAAAGCACUCAAUUGAAAAAAUUGAGUUUGUCCAACUUACCAAAAUUGAAUCACAUAUGGAAUGAGGAUCCUCAUGAAAUUAUAAGCUUCAAAAAGUUAUGCACGGUGAGAGUUUCUUCGUGUCAAAGUUUGUUAUAUAUAUUUCCGUUGUCACUAUGUGAAGAUCUUGAACAUCUUGAAAUGCUUGAGAUAGACUCUUGUGGAGUUGAGGAAAUUGUUUCAUUGAAAGAAGGAUCAAUGACAAGUAGCUUUAAUUUUUCUAAAUUGAAGAAAUUGGCAUUACUUCGUUUGAAAAUUUUAACGAGUUUCUAUCGACGAAAGCAUGCUUUAGAGUGCCCAUCAUUGAAGAUUUUGAAUGUAUAUUGUUGUGAAGCAUUAAAGAUAUUUUCAUUCAACCAUUUAGAUUUCCAACAGCCUAACCCGGUAGAUGAAAAUCAUGAUAUGCUUUUUCAACAACCUCUGUUUUCUAUUGAAAAGCUGAGCCCCAACUUAGAGGAAUUGGCAAUAAAUGGCAUAGAUAUGUUGGGGAUAUUGAAUGGUUAUUGUCAAGAAAAUAUGUUUCAUAAAGUUGAACUUCUUCGCUUGGAGCGCUUCAAUGAAACUCCGGCUAUUUUCAUGAAUGAGUUCCUUAAAAUAUUUCAUAAUGUUAAAACGUUUCAAGUGCGUAAUAGUUCUUUUGAAAUAUUGUUCCCCGUGAACGGAACCAAUGGUUAUCUGAGUAUGAAAAUUUCAAAGCAAGUAAGAAAUUUGUGGGUUAAUGCAUCGGAAAAGCUUGAGCACAUAUGGCAGGAAGAGUUUCCACUGGAUCAUCCUCUUCUACAAGAUCUUGAAGGCUUACUUGUAUUGGCUUGUCCAAGUUUAAUAAGCUUGGUACCAUCGUCUGCAUCUUUCACAAAUUUAACCUAUUUGGAAGUGGACGAUUGCAAAGAGCUUCUUUAUUUAAUAACUUCCACAACUGCUAAAAGUCUUGUACAACUCAAAAGAUUAGAAAUAUCAAAUUGUGAGAAGAUGUUGGAUAUUGUGAAGAUUGAUGAAGAAGAAGCAGCGGAAAGCAUCAUAUUUAAAAACUUGGAAGACAUGGAAUUUACUUCUAUGUCAAGUUUGGGAAGUUUCUGUUAUGGGAAACAAGCAUUCAUAUUCCCAUCUUUGUUACGUCUCACUGUUUGUGGAUGCCCUCAAAUGGAGAUGUUCUCAUCAGGAAUCUUAGUAGCUCCAUACCUAACCGAAAUUCGAGUUGAAGUAGGAAAUAAGAAAUGGAAAGGUGAUCUUAACACAACUAUUCAACAAUUGUUCAUAGAAAAGGAAGUCCUACGUUCUAAUGUGCUGAAUGAGACCAUCAUAUCCUAACAUUUGCAAGAUGAUGAGCUAGCUAGGGAGAUGGUAUUGAUGCAGAACAGAAGAUCCUGAGGAGUGAUUGCCAUGCCAUAGUAGCAAUCAUAUAGUUUUCCUUAAUUAUUUUUCUUGCUUUUUUAUGUUGUUUUGGUUUUUAGGGUGGACACUUAGAUUAUAAUUUAUAAGACUUUAGUGUUAGAUUCUAUUAAGCUUGAUUUAUUGUUAUUUCAACCUUUUUUAGUGACUUCUUUCGGAUUGUUGUUA